GCUCAAGCUAAGAAGCGGCGAUUGGCGGGCUGCGAGGCUUCUUCGGAGCAUCUAUGUCAGCGGCGGGGGAGCCCGAGGCACGCGUGGAUUUUCUUGCUUUAUCUUUCUGAAUUUGAGCCCUGUUCUCUCCUUUUCUGGAGGAUUUGCCUUGCUACCUUAAACCAUGGACAUCAUUGGAUUUAUGAAGUCUCAAUUUAUUUGUCAUCUUAUUAUCAGUUACGUAUUUAUAGUGUCAGGACUGAUAAUCAACUUCAUUCAACUCUUCACGCUACUUCUCUGGCCAUUCAACAAGCAGCUUUUCAGAAAAAUCAACUGCAGGCUGUCAUAUUCUCUAUCAAGCCAGUUGGUGAUGUUACUGGAAUGGUGGUCAGGCACAACUUGUACCAUCUCUAUAGAUCAACAAUCAAUGCACAAGAUUGGGAAUGAGAAUGCCAUCGUCAUCCUUAAUCACAACUUUGAAAUUGACUUUGUCUGUGGUUGGAGCUAUUGUGAAAAAUUUGGUGUUCUGGGGAGUUCCAAAGUCCUUGCCAAGAAAGAACUUUCCUACAUGCCGAUCAUCGGCUGGAUGUGGUACUUCCUAGAGAUGGUGUUCUGCAAGCGAAAAUGGGAGGAGGAUCGGAAAACUGUCAUGCAUAGCUUGUUUAAUCUCCGAGAUUAUCCUGAAUACUUCUGGUUCUUGAUUCACUGUGAAGGCACGAGGUUUACCGAGCAAAAACAUGAAAUCAGCAUGCAAGUGGCUGAAGCUAAAGGCUUGCCAAAGCUCAAAUAUCACCUCCUCCCGCGAACCAAAGGAUUUACAAUCACUGCUCAAUGUUUGAGAAAUGUAGUUUCAGCUGUAUAUGAUUCUACACUGAACUUCAGAAAUAACGAAAAUCCAACUCUGCUGGGAAUUUUACAUGGGAAGAAAUACCAUGCAGAUUUACAUGUAAGACGUAUUCCAUUAGAGGAGGUUCCUGAAGGCGACCAGGAGUGUUCUGAUUGGCUUUACAAACUCUAUCAAGAAAAGGAUACCUUCCAAGAAGAAUACUACAGGACAGGAAGCUAUCCAGGGACCCCCAUAGUGCUUCCUCGGCGGUCAUGGCCUCUCCUGAAUUGGCUUUUCUGGGCCUUGUUGCUACUCUACCCUUUGUUCAAGCUGCUCAUCAACAUGAUUAGCAGUGGCUCAUACCUGACACUUGCCACUUUAGCCUUUGUCUUGAUUGCAGUUUCAGUUGGUGUUCGAUGGAUGAUAGCAGUAACAGAAAUUAACAAAGGCUCAACUUACGGCAACCACGGACACAAGGAGAAGCAAAAAUGAAAUCUCCAGAGACUGCUUCAUACCCAAAGGGAACAAGCUUGUGAACUGCUGUGCACAUCUAUCUUCAGACAUGAAGACCAGGAAUCUGCUAGAGAGAGCUCGUGCCUUCACUGAAGUCACCUCUCUUCUCUAUUCAUCUCUCCCCCCC
Molecule: messenger RNA, 1445 nt
Organism: Protobothrops mucrosquamatus (brown spotted pit viper)
Lineage: Eukaryota; Metazoa; Chordata; Lepidosauria; Squamata; Viperidae
Gene: AGPAT4
Product: 1-acylglycerol-3-phosphate O-acyltransferase 4
Exons: 9
Coding region: 164-1297 (377 amino acids)
Cellular component (GO): endomembrane system; mitochondrial outer membrane
Molecular function (GO): 1-acylglycerol-3-phosphate O-acyltransferase activity
Source: RefSeq, a predicted model, not a curated record